AUGACGGCCAAGCAGCAGGACCACAAGGAGAAGAGCCACCCCGAUGUCCAGCUCCUGUGCGACAUCUGGAGAUUGCUUGCCAAUUGCGGCAGCAAAGCGCACGAGAAGAACAUGGGCGACAAGCUGGAGGCCAACGCUCUCAUGGGACCUUUUCCCGACAAGCUCGCGAAGCAGCAGAUCCAGGACCAACAGGACGUCUCGGACAAGCUCGCGAGGCAGCAGAAGAAUAUCAAGGAAGUGCAGGAGUCCAGGCAGGAGGUCCUGGAUGUCCACUUCCACGGGCCUGACGCGAAGCUGCAACAUAUAGAAAACGGUAUGAUUUCCACGCAGGGCGUAGAGGCAGCGCUGGAGAAGCCCACGGAGAAGCUCGAGGUCAUGCGCGCGGAGACGGUUAGGCUGGCUUCGCAUGUGGUGGAGCAGCAGGUGCUCACGCAUAAUCAGAGCGAGCUCGUGUCCGCCAUCGUAGACGCCAACGGCCUCAAGGUCCAGCGUAGCGAAAGCGACCAGUGGAUAUCCGAGGUCGCCAGCAACGAAGAUGAGGAGUCCAGCGAGUGCGAUAGCACGUUCCAGGCCCAGCUGGAACAG
Messenger RNA from Prorocentrum cordatum, 585 nucleotides. The record is from the annotation of a GenBank genome assembly. NCBI's taxonomy places the organism in Eukaryota, Dinophyceae, Prorocentrales, Prorocentraceae.